Messenger RNA from Lasiosphaeria miniovina, 871 nucleotides. RefSeq lists its product as uncharacterized. Bases 81 to 728 code for a protein of 215 amino acids. The transcript is spliced from 4 exons. NCBI's taxonomy places the organism in Eukaryota, Fungi, Ascomycota, Sordariomycetes, Sordariales, Lasiosphaeriaceae. The record is from RefSeq and is a predicted model, not a curated record.
GACUGGAUAUAAUCAAGGAGCCAAGUCACCUACGUUCAUGAGACGGGUCUUUUGCAUCAUCGACUUCAGCAAAGGCAGCCAUGAUGUCCUUUCGCUCCCUCGGCCUCGACACCCUUUGGGGGGCGGGACUCAGUGCUGCUACCAACGAGCUCACGGGCGGUGGUCAGCUCAGCAUCACCGGGGGCUUCGCACCUACCAGACUCUACGCCCUCAAAUAUCCCGGAUCUUCCGAACCAUUCGACGGCAAAUCCUGCGUCUUCCUCGCCUCCCAGAUCUGCCCCAAUAGCUUCACGCUCGACGACACCCCUAAGAGCGUCUGCAUCGGCAAAAGCCUCCUUGCCGGGAGACUUCGUCCUCAGGGAUGGGCUCGGUGUUUCUACCAAGGACCCUCAAUUCACCAUACUGCCCUCCCGGCUUCGAACACAAAGGCAAGCGCGCUGUCGCUGGACCCCGCGACCAACGUCUGUGUCAGCAAGGACAAGGACCCCUCCAGCCCCGACGGCACCACCCUCGACAAGGACAAGGUCAAGUGCAUCACGCGCUCGUGCUUCGUCAUGCUGGCCUGCCCCGACGUAUUUGACGACACGGCGCCAGCUAUCGGCGGCGAUGGUUCUCCCUCGCCGGCUGUCGGCAGUGGCACUCCCUCGAGUCCCCGCCGGCUGCUGUCGACAGUGGUUCCUCAACGGGUGCUGACGCUACUGCUUCCCCCUCGGCGGCUCCCUCGCUAGGUAAUAGUGGUACGACUCGCCAGUGAAUGAUGACGGCGGGGACGAUCUGGAACCAUAUGAUACCAAUCAAUUCGGGCUCUGAGGCUUUUCCAAACUACCCUGGUUUGACGUUUGUAAAUGUUCUUAUUCAACAUUUAAGUGCC